UCACCGGGGCCGCACAUGCAGAGGAUCCCAGCCCUGCAAUCCGUGGCCCAAAAUCCCCCUCACCCAGAGAUUUUGCCAGGCCACCCUCCACACGACACAACUCGCCAGCAGGUCAUCACCUACUUGUCCUUUCCGCGCCAAAGGCGGGGGCAGGCAGCGUGCGUACGUACGUACGUACGUGCAGCAAUCAUCUCGUCCACCUCACCUUACCCGAAACCAACAAGCGGAAAAGGAAAAAAGUUGCGAGAGAAAAUCUCGCGAUCAAAACCUCUCCACCUCUGCACGCCUCCACUCUAUAAAUCCUCCGAUCGAUCAGGCCGGCCUCCUCAUCCUCACUGCACAAACGUUUUCUCUCCUCACUAUCCUGUGCCUGCUGCCUUCUCUUCUCAUCUGCUUGCAGCAGCGGUAGACAGUGCAUCUCAGCAGCAGAAGAAAAUGGUUGCUGCCGGAGGAGGUCAUGGUGGUGGCGCCGACGACGGCAUGGUUGUCGACUACCGGGGUAACCCGGUGGACAAGUCCAAGACCGGGGGAUGGCUCGGCGCCGGGCUUAUCCUAGGGACGGAGCUGGCGGAGCGGGUGUGCGUGAUGGGCAUCUCGAUGAACCUGGUGACGUACCUCGUCGGCGACCUGCACCUCUCCAACGCCAAGUCCGCCAACAUCGUCACCAACUUCAUGGGCACCCUCAACCUCCUCGCCCUCGUCGGCGGCUUCCUCGCCGACGCCAAGCUCGGCCGCUACCUCACCAUCGCCAUCUCCGCCACCAUCGCCGCCACCGGGGUGAGCUUGCUGACGGUGGACACGAUGGUGCCGGGGAUGCGGCCGCCGCCGUGCGCGGACGCGCGCGGCGCCGGGGCGCACCUGCGGUGCGAGCCGGCGCGCGGGGGGCAGCUGGCGAUGCUGUACGCGGCGCUGUACACGGUCGCGGCGGGCGCGGGGGGGCUCAAGGCGAACGUGUCCGGGUUCGGCUCCGACCAGUUCGACGGCGGCGACCCGCGGGAGGAGCGCGCCAUGGUGUUCUUCUUCAACCGCUUCUACUUCUGCAUCAGCCUCGGCUCCCUCUUCGCGGUCACCGUGCUGGUGUACGUCCAGGACAACGUCGGCCGGGGCUGGGGCUACGGCGUCUCCGCCGUCGCCAUGGUCCUCGCCGUCGCCGUCCUCGUCGCCGGCACGCCCAAGUACCGGUACCGCCGCCCCGAGGGGAGCCCGCUCACCGUGAUCGGGCGGGUGCUGGCAACGGCGUGGAGGAAGCGCCGCCUGCCGCUCCCCGCCGACGCCGGCGAGCUCCACGGCUACCACACAUCCAAGGUUGCCUACACCGACCGCCUCAGGUGCCUGGACAGGGCGGCCAUCAUGGAGGCGGACCUGGCAGCGUCGCCGGCGAAGACGAACCAGACAUCGGCGGCGCCGGCGGCGACGGUGACGGAGGUGGAGGAGGUGAAGAUGGUGGUGAAGCUGCUGCCCAUCUGGUCGACCUGCAUCCUCUUCUGGACGGUGUACUCCCAGAUGACCACCUUCUCCGUCGAGCAGGCCACCCGCAUGGACCGCCACCUCCGCCCGGGCGCCGCCCCCGGCGGGUUCGCCAUCCCGGCGGGCUCCCUCUCCGUCUUCCUCUUCCUCUCCAUCCUCCUCUUCACCUCCCUCAACGAGCGCGUCCUCGUGCCGGCGGCCCGCCGCCUCACCCGCCGCCCCCAGGGCCUCACCUCGCUCCAGCGCGUCGGCGCGGGCCUCGUCCUCGCCACCGUCGCCAUGGCCACCUCCGCGCUCGUCGAGAAGAAGCGGCGCGACGCCGCCAACGACGGCGGCGGCGGCGGCAUGAUCAGCGCGUUCUGGCUGGUGCCGCAGUUCUUCCUGGUGGGCGCCGGCGAGGCGUUCGCGUACGUCGGGCAGCUGGAGUUCUUCAUCCGCGAGGCGCCGGAGCGGAUGAAGUCGAUGAGCACGGGGCUCUUCCUGGUGACGCUGUCCAUGGGAUUCUUCCUCAGCAGCUUCCUCGUCUUCGCCGUCGACGCCGCCACGCGGGGGGCGUGGAUACGGAACGACCUCGACGCCGGCAGGCUGGACCUCUUCUACUGGAUGCUGGCCGUGCUCGGGGUGGCCAACUUCGCCGUGUUCCUCGUGUUCGCGAGGCGCCACGAGUACAAGCAGCCCGCCGGCACGGCCGCCGUGGUGGUGGCGCCCGCCGCUGCCAAGGACGGCGGCGCCGGCGAGGAGAAGGAGAUGGACGACUUCGUCGUGGUCAAGGAGGCCGUAGAAGGGAUGGAUGUGUAGACGUGUAGUGUGUACGAAUGUUAGUGUGCAAUCGUAGUAUAGAGGUUUGGGUUUUUGAGGUAGUGUGCGUAGCAGUUUUCGUGCAGAGUGCAGUGUAUGAUAUGAUAUGAUGCUAGCUUCAAUCUCCUGAAAAAUGUUAAUGGAGAUAGAUGAGCUGAGGUAAUGUUUGCCAAGUGAAGAUAUUUUGAAAAAAAAAAGUGUUGUAAAUUUCCCAGAGCUUUCAAUUUUGCUUUCAGAA
Oryza sativa Japonica Group (Japanese rice) is the source of this 2503-nucleotide messenger RNA. Its product is annotated as protein NRT1/ PTR FAMILY 6.4. NCBI's taxonomy places the organism in Eukaryota, Viridiplantae, Streptophyta, Magnoliopsida, Poales, Poaceae. The record is from RefSeq and is a predicted model, not a curated record. Gene Ontology annotation, molecular function: nitrate transmembrane transporter activity. Gene Ontology annotation, cellular component: membrane. Gene Ontology annotation, biological process: response to nitrate; transmembrane transport.